Messenger RNA from Chondrus crispus (carragheen), 606 nucleotides. RefSeq lists its product as hypothetical. NCBI's taxonomy places the organism in Eukaryota, Rhodophyta, Florideophyceae, Gigartinales, Gigartinaceae. Bases 1 to 606 code for a protein of 201 amino acids. The transcript has a single exon. The record is from RefSeq and is a predicted model, not a curated record.
AUGAACAAGUCAAUGUUCUGGCAGCCGCGACGGCAUGGCUAUGACAGGGGAAGCUUGUUCCCAGAGAAAGGCGAGAACAAACCUCCACCCCGAAACCUAUGCGUGCCACAGUUUAUUUCAACACUUACACUAAACAACCUAGCAUACCGUAGUAAUAUGCUAUUAUGGAAGCAUAUACUGCUUCCGCCUUUCCACGCGCAAUGUCGAUCAGACUCGAAUCUACAGCGUCUUUCAGGAUGUCGUUUUGUACAUGACAAAAUCCGUUCCUCAAGUUUUUCUGAUCGCUCAGAAGAAAAACAAGCACCCGAUCGACCUGUGUGCUGUUUUUUAGUGAAUCGAUCGAAGAACCAUUCUCCUCACCACGUUCUUGUCAGCUGGAGCAAGAAACUUGCCUGCUCCGUUGUCCAUCACUUCUCCCAUAACCUCUUCAGCCAUUUUCUUCAUUUCUCUGUCACUCGGGAUUCGACUAAAUUCAUACUGGUCAUCGUCCAUUUGAAUGCGAGAGAUAACUGCAUCCUCCCGCAACCGCCUGUUCAUCAUUCGGAUGAUUUCAUUUGCAACUUGCAGAGAGUAAGGGCUGGUUUCUCUUUGACUUGUUCGCAGUGA